AAGUGCAACUGUCAACCUCUCAUUUCGAAAAUUUUUCGCCGAUCAUGUUUUUAUUAUUUCGAUAGUGAAAAUUAAUCUUCAGUAUAUUUUUAUGUAACAUCGUCCUAUUACAUCAUCGAAUUUUCUAGACUGCAUGACUAAUUAACGCCUAACGCAAAAAUUAUUAGUCAUAUCUGUCAAAUCGUAGUUACUCAAUAAACUAUCAUUUAUCAAGCUUAAUAAGUGGUUAUGUAAAAAUAUAUUUAUUACCAAAUAGAAAAUCAUGCUAGCUAAUCAUAUCAAGCCGCCAUUGUACGGCAACCGCGAACAAAUCCCUUCGAAUGACUGCAAAGAGUACUAUCUAUUUUUGUUGGAAUUUUUCAUAAAACAAGUAUCAAGCAACCGUUUGACCAAACUAAAUCAGAUGUUUUUUGUACCUACAACAAUCUAUUUUGGAUUCCUCGAUUUCGUAAAUGAUGAUGAUCUAAUGGUGACUGCAACGGAUCAACUGGAGGCAAGUAUCGCCGAUGAUAUUCAAAUAUUCAAUACCGGGAAAUCGGUGUUGUUCUCUGUCGAUUAUACUGCGGUGAUGGAUCGCACCGUGCCAAUGAUUCUGAACAUUACCGUGAAGAAGCAAAUGCCGAAUGGCAUCAAGCCAGAUGUUUUGGUGGGAAUUGGCGAGCUGGAUUUGACUAAACAGUACGCAGCUUUAAGAAUGGAGAUGUUACAGUGUUGGAGAAAAGGUGUCAUGACAUCUAAAGUAUUCGAUGGUCGAGUGCCAUUGAUUCACAAUGGAAAUCUAUCGGGUAACCUUGAUAUCUUUGUAAGAAUAUCCAGUUUUGGUCAGACGAUCAUCACAGAAUUAGAUACACCGCCGAUGAUGGGAGAUUCCUCAACAUUUGUUUUUGGUACCAAAGAAAGUGAUCAAAUAUUCUUGUACAAGUGUCGCAAAGUGGAUUCCCAUACUAUUGAUUUCUUCGAGGAUUCCAGUGAUCACAUUCAGAGUCCAAUUAAUUGUUCCAUAUGUGUACCAGAGAAGUAUCUUUGUAAGCCGUGUAAUCGACCAUUAGCUAUUGAUAAAAACAAUAAGAAAAUUAGAAACAAAGAAGACAAUAAAAAGGUAAGAAAAAAUAAAAUUUCUCGAUUCUGGGCAUUCAAGUUCAGAUCUGAUUUUCAGUCAUCCAAAAAUCUCAUCCAGCCUAGUCGUGACUCAUCUCAGCCUUGCGGCAAGCCAGUAAUUCUCAAGGUAUCUGGUCUUUUUGACAACGGUGAUGGCGUUGGCGAUAAGAAACCUACUGUAACGGUUGCUGCAGAUUCCACCGCAACAAAACCAGACGAUUCGACUGAAUUAGAUCACGACAUUUUUGUUCUGAGAAUCGGCAAGAAAGGUCUGGUUGGUGUCGGCGACAAGUCUGACAUACAACUGGAGAUGAAGACCCCAAAAGGACCUGAAAAACGACCUCCAGUCAGAUACGAGACCAGAGAUAUGCAAACGGACAUUGAAGAGAAACCACUGAAAGAAAUUAAAACGAAAAAAAAGAAAAAAACGAAUCGCUCUCACUGA
Linepithema humile (Argentine ant) is the source of this 1543-nucleotide messenger RNA. NCBI's taxonomy places the organism in Eukaryota, Metazoa, Arthropoda, Insecta, Hymenoptera, Formicidae. The record is from RefSeq and is a predicted model, not a curated record.